UGUCACCUACGCUGCAAAAAUGAUAACAAAUCGAAACAAAAGUGAAAUCAAUCGCAAAAAUUUUCCAGUGAGUCAAGCUUUCCCCUAAAAAAUCAUGGAUUUAAUCCAGGAUUACGAGCAGCAGUACGCCGUUCUAACGGCGGAAAUCACCGCCCAAAUCGGCCGCCUCGGAGUGUCCCCAGCAGGCGAACGCACCAAACUAAUAUCGGAUAUCGAUCGCCAGCUGGAAGAGUCCCAGGAACUGCUGGAACAGAUCGGCCUGGAAAUCCGCGACGUCCCGGCCGCCAACCGGUCCGGUUACACGAGCCGCCUCAACUGCUACCAAGCCGAGUGGAAGCGCCUCCAGCAGGAAUUCACCAACGCCAAAGCGACCCGACCCAAAGGAACCGCCGGUUACAGCGCCGCGGAAUCGGACGAAUUCGACGAAAUCGGCAUCCAAGAGGACCAGAAGCGGCGCCUGCUCGACAACAGUGAACGGCUCGAGCGGACCGGCAAUCACCUCAAGGACAGCUACCGAGUCGUGCUCGAGACGGAACAGAUUGGGACGCAAGUGCUGCAGGACUUGAGCGACCAGCGCGAAACGAUCCAGAGGGCGCGCGGAAGGCUGCGCGAAACGGACGCCGAGCUGGGACGGUCGUCGCGGCUGCUCAAUUCGAUGAUGAUGCGUGCGCUUCGGGACAAGAUCGUGCUGAUUUCGGUUGCGGUUGCGCUGUUUUUGGUGCUGUUUUUGAGUAUUUACUUCUCGGUGUCGGAUUAAGAGGCUCUGAGUUUUCUGUUGUGUGAUUUUAGUUAGUACAUACUUGCGUGUUGUUAUUUUCGUUUUAGUCAUUGGAUGUCGCCUAGAGCAGCGCGACAAACGUAAUAAUGUCUUGCUUUUAUUUCAUACGAAACGUAACUAAUUUAACAAUUAAAUACUUAACAAACUAAAACAUGUUUGAGUGAAGGAUGUAUAUUAUAUGUUGUGCAUUGUUGGAACGAAAAUUUAGAUAAUUAUAUACUUAUGCAUGUAAGAAUGAUCGAUAUCAAUAAAGUGAAACAUUCCCCCAAAUAAA
Messenger RNA from Culex pipiens pallens (northern house mosquito), 1052 nucleotides. It is a transcript of the gene Vti1a, whose product is annotated as vesicle transport through interaction with t-SNAREs homolog 1A. The record is from RefSeq and is a predicted model, not a curated record. The transcript has 2 exons. The coding region runs from base 95 to 757 and encodes 220 amino acids. Gene Ontology annotation, biological process: vesicle fusion with Golgi apparatus; intra-Golgi vesicle-mediated transport; intracellular protein transport. NCBI's taxonomy places the organism in Eukaryota, Metazoa, Arthropoda, Insecta, Diptera, Culicidae. Gene Ontology annotation, molecular function: SNAP receptor activity; SNARE binding. Gene Ontology annotation, cellular component: ER to Golgi transport vesicle membrane; late endosome membrane; SNARE complex.